Molecule: messenger RNA, 302 nt
Organism: Ceraceosorus bombacis
Lineage: Eukaryota; Fungi; Basidiomycota; Exobasidiomycetes; Ceraceosorales; Ceraceosoraceae
Source: the annotation of a GenBank genome assembly
AUGCAACGAGGCACAAGCAGCGACCUGGGAAGGCUUGAUGCUCUAUCAUCGAGAAGCUCGCAAGUGGCUGAUGGCGCACAUGACAAUCCAAAAGUGAACGCGGCAAUCGCAGCUUAAUGCGGCAACGGCAACCGGCGAAGACUGAGAACGCCCCCGGGAUACUUUGCGGCGAACGUUCACGCGGCCCGCGAACCACGAAGGCUCAUCACGAUGGUCAAUUGCAAGCAAUGGGUGUCGUAUAUCACGGAUACGUGAAGAGCGACCUGCGACUAAAUGCCUCAAGUCUUUCGACAAGCGCUUGA